This is a messenger RNA of Sebastes umbrosus (honeycomb rockfish), 1628 nucleotides long. RefSeq names its product COBW domain containing (gene zng1a). NCBI's taxonomy places the organism in Eukaryota, Metazoa, Chordata, Actinopteri, Perciformes, Sebastidae. Gene Ontology annotation, cellular component: cytoplasm. The coding region runs from base 231 to 1343 and encodes 370 amino acids. The record is from RefSeq and is a predicted model, not a curated record. The transcript has 16 exons.
CUGUAAAUGAAGGGAAGUGGGUUUGUGUUGCUGUCAUGGCAACAUCUCUGCACACUGAGGGUAUUAGAGGAGAUUAACUCCAUGUUGGCUCUGAUCACUCACAGUUUCACUACAACACGGUGGCGAGGCAGCUGAUGUUAUUCACGUUUUCUGUGUUGUUUAGACUUUCCUACUUUCAGUAUUCGUACUGAUUAAUCAGAUCCAGCUUGUGACAACACAUCAUUCCUGGUAUGGAUGGCCUGGUGAUGGAGGAGGAAGAUGACUGCCCAGAGCUGGUGCCCAUCGACACCCCGCCUGGUCCUCCUGCAGAGCAGAUACCCGUCACCAUCAUCUCAGGCUACCUCGGUGCUGGAAAGACUACACUGCUGAACUACAUCUUAACAGAACAACACAGCAAGCGGAUUGCUGUCAUACUCAAUGAAUUUGGAGAGGGCAGCGCCCUUGAGAAGUCGCUGGCAGUGAGUCAGGCAGGAGAGCUGUAUGAGGAGUGGCUGGAGCUGAGGAAUGGCUGCCUCUGCUGCUCUGUCAAAGACAACGGUCUUAAAGCCAUCGAGAACCUGAUGGAGAAGAAAGGAAAGUUUGACUACAUCCUGCUGGAAACCACAGGACUCGCUGAUCCAGGAGCUGUGGCCUCCAUGUUCUGGGUCGAUGCAGAGCUCGGCAGUGACAUCUAUUUGGAUGGCAUCGUCACAGUCAUCGACGCCAAGUAUGGACUUCAGCAACUAACAGAGGAGAAAACAGACGGACUCGUCAAUGAAGCAGCCAGGCAGAUUGCUGUUGCUGACCUGACAAUAAUCAACAAGACAGACCUGGUGAACGAGGAUGAACUUGCUCAGAUACGAGACGCCGUCAGGUCUGUAAAUGGUCUUGUCAAGAUUCUAGAAAGCCAGAGGUCAAAGGUGGACCUCUCUGAAGUGCUGGAUCUGCAUUCCUUUGACAGUAAAGACGGAGCAAAUCUCGCAGAGAAGCUCCAACUUGUGAAAGAUACGAGACCACAUCUUGACAAGAGUAUUUUAACUGUGACGUUUGAAGUGGCUGGAGAUCUCUCUGAGGACGCGUUGAAUGUUUUCAUCCAGGAGCUCCUAUGGGAAAAGAUGUUCCUAAACAAAGAAGGGCAACCCAUGACUGUCAUUCGGUUAAAGGGUAUAGUGUCAUUGGCAGGUAAAGCCCACCAAGUGAUGCUGCAGGGGGUCCACGAGCUGUAUGACCUGAAUGAGACUCCACAGCUCUGGGAGGAGAAGCCGCGGAUCAACCGACUGGUCUUUAUAGGUAGGAACCUGGACAAGAACAUUCUGCAUGAACAGUUCAUCUCUAAAGUGAUGGAAGGAGCAGAGAGAAAUUAGCUACAAACUCUUCUCUCCUCUUUACAUCGAACACUGAUGAUUCUGAAGCAUACCUCAUUGCUUUGGCCAUCCAUGAGCCUGGGACGUUCACUCCUUUCCUACAAGAACAGAAGGUACAUCAGAGGAUCAGAGUGAUCCGACACUACCUGCUUUAAAACCUAUAGUAUAUCAAAGAGUGUUUCUGUUGCUGUAGUGUCUGAGCUAAAUGCUGUGUGUCACCCUGAACAUGGACUCUAAGAUGUGUGCACACACAAAGAUGCAACAGAGGUCCAGAAAUUUAAUCAA